This is a messenger RNA of Suricata suricatta (meerkat), 416 nucleotides long. RefSeq names its product C-C motif chemokine ligand 14 (gene CCL14). The transcript has 3 exons. Gene Ontology annotation, cellular component: extracellular region. Gene Ontology annotation, molecular function: chemokine activity; CCR chemokine receptor binding. Gene Ontology annotation, biological process: lymphocyte chemotaxis; cellular response to type II interferon; cellular response to tumor necrosis factor. Bases 21 to 308 code for a protein of 95 amino acids. The record is from RefSeq and is a predicted model, not a curated record. Lineage: Eukaryota; Metazoa; Chordata; Mammalia; Carnivora; Herpestidae.
AGCUCCCUCCACCCAAGAGGAUGAAAGUCUCCAUGGCUGCCAUCUCCCUCUUCCUCCUUUUCUUCAUCACCAGCACCCUGGGGUCCAUGGCUGAAUCUUCCUCACAAGGACCUUACCACCCAGCCGAGUGCUGCUUCCGCUACAUUGACAAGGCAAUCCCGCGCCAUCGGAUCGCAGAUUAUUAUGAGACCAGCAGCCAGUGCUCCAAGCCCGGAGUCGUCUUCAUCACCAAAAAGAGCCAAUCCAUAUGUGCCAACCCCAGUGACGCCUGGGUCCAGGACUACAUCAAGGGCCUGAAAGAGAAAUGAGCUGGCCAUCUGAAGGAGAAGAGACCAAGGCCCCCCUCUCAGUCCCAAUGCUUAGCCCCCACUGCCUCCUAGGAGCUGCCUUGCUUUGAAUUAAAGACCUUGAAUUCA